ACACACACACAUUCACUAUACUGUGCUCUUCACAACUCCCGGCUCCUGUGGAAGCAUCACACACUCCUCUUCGUGCGGUCUUUCCUCCACGUGACUUCAUGAUGGCGCUCUGAAAGUGUUGAACUUCUUUCCUCUUGUCUUUGGAGCGAGUUGAGAUGGAGGGGCUUUGACUCGCAGCAGCCCGGGGUGGCAUCAUGGUUCUGGGACAAGCUGUCAACAUGAGUUUGAUGGACAUCUCCAAGAUCUUCUCCCUGCUGCAGCCUAAGGAGGACGAUGAGGACAUCGAGCAGUGUCAGGCCUUGAGCGACGCCGUGAGCAGCGACAACGCGCCGCUGCUCUCUGAGCUUCUGUCUCAGGAGAGCCACCGGAGGUCAAUCAACGCUCGAAGCGGGUGGGGGGUCCCAGUAACCCCCUUGCGCAGAGCUGCCGCUCUGGGACACCUGAGGUGCUUGGAGUUGUUGUUGGAGCACGGUGCAGAGGUCGACAGCCUGGACGUGAAGGCCCAGACGCCUCUGUUCACAGCCGUCAGCGGGAAACAUCUGGACUGCGCGGUGGCCCUGCUGAAGGCCGGAGCCGAUCCCAACGGCAGCCGGCACAACAACUGCACCCCCCUGCUGACGGCGGCCCGCGAGGGCGACGUGGACGCGCUGCGACAGCUGUUGCGCUUUGGAGCCGAGGUGGACGCCAGGCCCAAGGUGCCCGAGUGGGCCUCCAACGCCACGGCCUGCAGGGGGCCCCUCUACAUCGCGGCCGUGUACGGACACCUGGACUGCUUCAAAGUGCUCCUCCUCCACGGGGCCAACCCCGACUACAACUGCACGGACGAGAAGCUGCUGGCCCGGAUGAAGCAGCCCAAGACGGUGCUGGAGGUGUGUCUGCGCUACGGCUGCGGGGUGGAGUACAUCCAGCUGCUCAUGGACUUCGGGGCGGACGUGUACCUGCCCACACUGAUCAUAGACAAGACCACGAAGCAGAACGAAGCUCUGGUUCUGCUGCUCAAAGAGAGAGUUUUUCCCAAAACGCUGAUGUCGCAGACUCGGCUAGCAAUACGAAGAUACCUCCCCUUUGCCAAUAAAGAGCCGGCUAUCAACAAUUUGGAUGUUCCUCUCAUCCUGAGGAACUAUCUGAAGCAUGAAUCCUCUGAACACAUAUGAGGGUCGCUAAAGCAUCAGAACGUAUGGACAGAGACAUUUCUUUAAAAUGUCAUUUCUGAUGGAUGAUUUCUACCGGAUCUCAAAGGUCACUGCGCCUUCCCAGUGAGUGCUAUUCAUUCUUGUUUUUUUUUCUUCUUCUUUUAUAUAUAGAUUGAAAUGUGUGCCUCCAUGAAUUGAGAUUAAAUCCUCAAGAUCUACAGAGCUCACUGAAAUGUCUUGGUCAAACGCAGAGGGACGCCAAAGGGCUCUGUGGUCCUCUCAGUGUAACACCGUGGUUGACCACUAGAGACCACAGUAACGCUCUGCUGAUUGCCCGUGUCCAAAUAUGGUAACGCCUCUAGGCCUGCUCUCCUCUCAGGUAACAUUACACAAUGGAAGACUACACGGGCUGUCUGCAUCCCUCUGUACGUUUCUCAGAUCUUCCAUAGAAAAACGUGGUUUCUCAGCCGUGGACUUGAUAACGGGAAGCGGAGAAGAUCUGCCCAAAGUCUCAUUACUUAUUGAUAACAGCAUAGUUGCUUGCUACAAUUGUAUAAAUGCCUCUCUUGUGAGAUGUGAAACACUUUCUGAUACUUUCGGAUUACUGUCUAACGGCCGCAUGGCCUUGAAUCUUUCCUCCGUGACACAUCCAGGAGUUAAUGCGUCAGCUGUUGGGAAUUGGGACCUGCAAACAGGAAAUAAUGGCACACAACAGGAAACCCAGCACAAUGCUCCCACUCACACAUCGACGCCUCGACACGCAGUUCUGUAGAGG
Molecule: messenger RNA, 1908 nt
Organism: Pungitius pungitius (ninespine stickleback)
Lineage: Eukaryota; Metazoa; Chordata; Actinopteri; Perciformes; Gasterosteidae
Gene: asb12b
Product: ankyrin repeat and SOCS box-containing 12b
Exons: 4
Coding region: 195-1154 (319 amino acids)
Biological process (GO): regulation of barbed-end actin filament capping
Cellular component (GO): nucleus; cytoplasm
Molecular function (GO): protein binding
Source: RefSeq, a predicted model, not a curated record